Messenger RNA from Eleginops maclovinus (Patagonian blennie), 3767 nucleotides. It is a transcript of the gene gfod2, whose product is annotated as glucose-fructose oxidoreductase domain containing 2. Gene Ontology annotation, molecular function: nucleotide binding. The record is from RefSeq and is a predicted model, not a curated record. NCBI's taxonomy places the organism in Eukaryota, Metazoa, Chordata, Actinopteri, Perciformes, Eleginopidae.
AUUCUCCGCUGAUGACCCAUCUCUUACCUCCUGUAGUAUCUCUGGUCCUCCCCGCAGUCCUGCUGUUGCUACUGAAGUUACCACUAGCAACUGGGCAGCGCCCGGCGGAGGACCUUCCACCGCUGUUGAUGUUGUCCUGCUUAAUACAGUAUAGUCCUUCAUUUCCAGAAACAGUCAAGGCAUGAGAAGAAAGUGAAUAUAUGCUGUUGGGAUGUUGGUGAGGCUGGCUAUGGUUAGCACGUAAGGUCGCACUGAGUGGCACUGCCAUGUUGCCAGGAGUCGGUGUAUUUGGCACGGGCAGCACAGCCCGAGUGCUGGUACCGUUGUUGAAAGCCGAAGGUUUUGAGGUCCAUGCAGUCUGGGGAAAAAGCGAAGAGGAGGCAUGCUGCUUGGCAAAGGAGCUCGGCAUCCCGUUUCACACCAGCCGAUCUGAUGACGUCCUGCUGCACCAAGAUGUCGACCUUGUUUGCAUCUAUAUUCCACCCUCAAUGACGAGGCAGAUUGCUGUCAAAGCACUGGGUAUAGGUAAGAACGUUCUGUGUGAGAAAGCUGCAACCGCUGUGGAUUCCUUCAAGAUGGUGACUGCUGCCAGAUACUACCCACAGCUGCUCAGCAUUAUGGGUAAUACCCUGCGCUUCCUGCCUGCUUUCGCGGCAAUGCGCCAGCUGCUGGUGGAGGGGUAUGUUGGAGAAAUGCAGGUGUGUGACGUCCGUGUGUAUGGCCCCACUCUGGAUCAGUCGUAUGGCUGGACGUGUGAGGAGCUGAUGGGCGGGGGCGGACUGCACACCGUCGGCUCGUCCAUCAUUGACCUUUUAAGUUACCUGACAGGUGAACGAGCCCUUCGUGUUCAUGGCUUAUUGCGGACCUUUGUACAACAAAAUGGUUUGAUCCGAGGCAUCCGCCGCGUGACCAGCGAUGAUUUCUGCUUCUUCCAGAUGUUGAUGGGUGGCACUGGGUCUCGCUCUGGCGGCGUUUGUUGCACCGUUACCCUUAACUUCAACAUGCCAGGGUCUUUUGUGCACGAGGUAAUGGUAGUCGGAUCCACUGGGAGACUGGUUGCCAGGGGGACAGAGCUAUAUGGCCAGCGCAAUGGGAGUAAAAGUGAGGAGCUGUUGCUAGGCGACAGUGGGUGGGCAGGGCCAGAGGUGAAAGAGAUGCCCCUGCCUCACCUGCAGGGUCUGAGCUCCAUGGUGAAGGCACUGAGACAGUCUUUUCAGGCUCACGAGGAGCGCAGGUCAUGGGCGCAAGGACCGGUCGCCAUGGCACCAACAUUUGAGGAUGGUCUGUACGUGCAGACCGUGGUGGAGGCGGUGAAGCGGUCCAGCUGUAGCGGAGAGUGGGAGUGUGUUGAGAUCAUGAGUCAGGAGCCAGAUCCCAAUCACAACCUGUGUGAGGCUCUGCAGAGAAAUAAGAACUGAAUCUAUUUAUAAACCCAGUGCGACUACUACGUGUCCGACGAGACGGCCUCUGAAUGUUUCUCCUUCCUGUCAGCUGCUGAGGCAGUUUAACCACGAUGACUCUUUUCCAUUUUCACAUUCUGCCACAUUUUGAGAAUAUUUUUGCUUUAGAAAUCAAAGCUGUGUUGUGGAUGAUUGUCCCUCACAGUUAUGAUUUGUUUGUACACUAAAUGUGUUGACCUCAGCUCCAUUAUUCUGAUUCUCAACCAAACAUAUUCCUAUAGCUGUGUCAAAAUCCACCCGUGCCCCUUUUAAAUGUUCAUUAUCCGUACCAUGCCAAAAAGUGUGCACAGCCUUUAGAAUCACUGGAGCUUAAAGUCACGGAGUAAUGAACGAAAAGUUCCUGCUAAAUAAGGUUGAGAUAAUAUACCACACCUAUAUCAAAUAUUGGCCUGGAGAAAAAGUCCUUGGGAGACAUACACAAACUUGCAGUGGAUAUAUUUAGAUUUUAAUGUAUUUUCAACAUGAUUAGCACCUUAUUCUGAAAGGAAGUGGGCAUGAGGAUGAUUUGAUUAACAAAACGUGUUCAGUGCUCACUGUGUGGUGACUGGCAGAAUUCAAAUGAUGCUCUAUUGGAGCUCAGCCUCUUUAAAACAUAGAAUAAGAAUAAUGGAGCUGUGCACGAUUUCAGUUUUAGUUUUUUGGAUUGUGUAACAAUAAGCAUACAUUUAAAGAAUGGCACAGGGGCUUGUAGGUUUUGAUGUUUAAAUAUGCCAUGGCAUACAUAAAAUACCAGGGAUUGAGUAAAAUAAGCUAUGUUAAACUGAACAUUAAAAAGUCUAAUUUAUAUAAAUGCCCUGAAAAAUGUAAAAUUCCUAAAGUAAAAUGUAGUCUUAAAUCUUUCUUUUAAGUGUCACUUGCAUCCUGUAGGCAAGAAAACAAUCAACAUUAUAAUUCUUCACAAACAGAGCAGUUAUGGUGAUCUGAAAUUAAAAACUGCUAGUGUGGAUUUCAGUAGUGGCACGUUUCAUUGUGGGGAGAAAAUAUACCAUCUAAACUUCAAACCACUCCUUCAUCCAUAUGUUCAGCAUCUGAUUAAGAUAUUACUACUUCCAGACACUUAAAGAAGCUUCAAUGAGGCCGAUACAUCAAGUGUUUUUAGUAAUGUUUUAUAUAAACGACUUCUGGCACAUAUAGGCGGAGGUGAAGAAGUAGCAUUACCUCCACUGUUAAAACUCACCACCAAUAAUCCAUUAAAACUUUCAGGAAGGAAGGAAACCACCACUUUUUUAACAGCCACCCGUCAAGCUUAUAUAGGAUAAGCAUCUGAUGCUCAAAUGAAAGAUUUUAGGUUGAGUAACGCAAUGAAUCUUAGAAUUCUCGAAAUGACCGAUUAGUGACCUUUUAUUGUUAUACUGACAAAGUUUUAGAUAUUCAAAGCCUUAGGAUAUUUGACAACUAGAUUUAGUUUAAAAUGUGUGUAAAAGGUUUGUUUACAUGUGAUAACAUUGAAGUUAUUUUAAUGUUUUUUGAAAGAUUUCAUGCAAUCUAUGCAUUUUAAGUUAUUACAGAUGUUUAAAUCAAGAGAGUGGAGUCUGCCCUUCCUCCUAACACCUUACUGAUCUUUUCAUUGAGUAGAACCACUGGAUCUGAUGUGCACAGUAGUGUAAAUGUGUGCCUCUCUAAGAUACUCAGAACAAGCAAAGUUUUUGGUUGUAAUAGUCACUCACUGCAUUUCAGUACUGCUGAAUAAUAUUUGGCCUCGGCGCUCCUCCUGCUGAGACAGGAGGUUAGGACAGAAACAGGGUGCUGUUUUUUUAUUGGUCUGUUCCUUUCCUAGACCAACGCAGGAUCUGCAUAUAAGGAUACAUGCACCUAACACGCUUACCUCACGCUAUCCUAACAAUGCUUUGUAAUUAAUCAAGUUUACAAUAAUUGUCUUUAUAAAACACAUCACCUUUUCCCCGCAGGAUGUUUGAUAACCCACCACUAUUAAAAUACAUUCCAAGCUAGUUUUCACCUUCUUCUUUUUCUCUUGUUUUUUGCACUGAUAACUGAUAAAGCUGCCACAUAUUUAAUAUGCUGUGUGUUGCUAUUACCAGCCGGCUCACUGCGAAAAUGAAUUUAACACAUCUCUUCAUAAGGAAGCGUUUUUGUAUUUAUUUUUGUCUUGGUGUGGAGAAAGUUUCCCAUUGUUUAAUUUGUUCAGUGUUUUUGUCUUAAGUAUGUGAAUUUCUGUUGUAGUAUUUAUCCUGUUUAGAUUAAGUGUUUAAUAUGGCUUUUUGAGCACAAUGUGUUAAAUUUAUGUUGGGAAACUGUACUGUUCAUUUCCCUGACAGAUACUUCCUUAAAUAAAUACAGUUGUAUUCA